Aspergillus glaucus CBS 516.65 is the source of this 1394-nucleotide messenger RNA. RefSeq names its product YoaK family protein. Bases 293 to 1258 code for a protein of 321 amino acids. Lineage: Eukaryota; Fungi; Ascomycota; Eurotiomycetes; Eurotiales; Aspergillaceae. The transcript has 2 exons. The record is from RefSeq and is a predicted model, not a curated record.
AUUCAUGCAAGGAUGACCCGUCUGGUUCGGACGCCAGCCGGGGUUCUCAUACUGGCAGUGAUAGGCCGACAAGAACCAAGAAUCGAAAUAUCUAGUCUCCACGAACCAAGAACGUCAUCUUGAUUGUCAGUCAUUGAUAGGGAUGCCCCGCAAUCGGCGGUGUUCUAUUGCGGCAGAGUGAGGAUGCUAGGAGAUAAUAUAUACAGCAGCAGGCCCCAGUGUCUCAGUCCCUCACCCAGACUUGAUUGUGUAUCUUAACCUAUCCUGGUUGCCUAUCAAAUCGUUUAUCGGAAUGCAAACUGCCUAUUUGGGACCUGAGCCGGAUGCUCGCCACCUGACAUACCACGAUGAUGCUAACAACAACACCCGUUCGAAGUCACGCUUUGAGAGCAAAGAUGAGACUACAGACGGUAGCUUUUGGUCGAUACGUGGUGGCAGCACGAACGUUUCGCUAUCGGGAAGGAAUCAGGAUGCCAUUCCCUCCGAGUUCUCGUUGCGCGACAGUAUGUCUCGGUAUUUUCUGGCCGAGAUUAACACCAACUGGACCGAUGGACUCCUGAUUGUCUGUGCCUUUGUUAGCGGUCUGGUAGACGGACUGUCAUUCAAUUCCUGGGGGAGUUUUUCCAGCAUGCAGUCAGGAAACUCCGUUUUCAUAGCCCUAGGCGUUGCAGGCCAACCAGUCUAUCCAGCCUACCUCUGGGCCAAGUCCCUCAUCGCCCUUUCCACCUACCUAAUCGGAAACGUCACCUUCAUCCAAGUCUCCCGCGCCCUCCACCCCCUCCGCCGCUCCACCCUCGUCCUAUCAUUCAGCGUCCAAACCGCCGCCAUCCUCGCCGCGGCUCUCCUCAUCCAACUCGACGUCGUAGAAAGCAGGCCCGAAGACCCCCGUGCCCCGAUCCAGUGGAUGCAAGUCCUCCCCAUUUCCCUCCUCGCCUUUCAAGCCGCGGGCCAAAUCGUUGCCUCGCGUGUGCUGUCCUACGACGAGAUACCCACCGUCGUCUUGACCACUUUGCUUUGUGACUUGCUCGUUGACGAGAACCUUUGCCAGAGGCCGUGGAAGGCGAACCAAAAGCGCAAUCGCCGUCUUGCGGCGUUCCUGUCGCUCUUCCUUGGUGCUAUGACGGCGGGUGGAUUGUGUAAGGUGAACCAUAUGCCGGCGGGUUUGUGGCUGGCCAUGGGAUUGAAGUUGAUGAUUACGGCGAGCUUUAUGGUGUGGAAAGACAAUCGGAAGAGGGCUGAUACAGGGCUUACUGCAUGAAUCUCGCAUGAUACCAUACAUAGAAGAGAGAGGCUUUCCAGCCUAUGGGGUUAGCCGACUCUCCUCAGAGUACAGGCCUGUAUAGAUCUGUAGAUGGUGAUAGAUAGUGAUUUAUCAAUCGACUGAUGAUUAGAGG